GAAGCCACACUAUAUAAUCUAUUAAAAAAUGAUAAACAAUGGAUGAAAAGAAAUUCAUGCCAGUAUGAAGCUAAUGUUGUGUUUCCCUCUUCCAGGUACUGGCCAAGAAGAGGUGAGAAAUAAAAGAGAACAGUCUAGAACUUAAGGCCUAAUGUAAAUUCUUACACCAGAAUGGAAGGGGAAUCUUAUCACAAUGCAACCACUGUCAAUGGCACCCCAGUCAAUCAUCAGCCCUUGGAACACCAUGGAUUGUGGGAAGUCAUCACCAUAGCAGCUGUAACAGCUGUGGUAAGCCUGAUCACCAUUGUGGGCAAUGUUUUAGUCAUGAUCUCCUUCAAAGUCAACAGUCAGCUCAAGACAGUUAACAACUAUUACUUGCUCAGCUUAGCUUGUGCAGAUCUCAUCAUAGGGAUCUUCUCCAUGAACCUCUAUACGACUUACAUCCUCAUGGGACGCUGGGCCCUGGGGAGUCUGGCUUGUGAUCUAUGGCUUGCACUGGACUAUGUGGCCAGCAAUGCUUCUGUCAUGAACCUUCUGGUGAUCAGCUUUGACCGUUACUUUUCCAUCACAAGACCCCUGACAUAUCGGGCCAAGCGUACUCCAAAGAGAGCUGGCAUUAUGAUUGGUUUGGCCUGGCUGAUCUCCUUCAUCCUCUGGGCCCCAGCAAUCCUCUGCUGGCAGUACUUGGUUGGGGAGCGGACAGUACCACCAGAUGAGUGCCAGAUCCAAUUCCUUUCUGAGCCCACCAUCACUUUUGGUACUGCCAUUGCUGCCUUCUACAUCCCUGUUUCUGUCAUGACCAUCCUCUACUGCAGAAUCUACCGGGAAACAGAGAAGCGGACCAAGGACCUGGCUGACCUCCAGGGCUCUGACUCCAUGGCCGAAGAUGAGAAGAGAAAGCCCUCUCACAGGGAUCUGUUCAGGUCCUGCUUCAACUGCCCUCGGCCCACCCUGGCCCAAAAGGAAAGGAACCAGGCCUCCUGGUCAUCUUCCCGAAGAAGCACUUCCACCACUGGAAAGCCAACCCAACCCACUGGCCUAAGCACUGACUGGGCCAAAGCUGAGCAGCUUACUACCUGUAGCAGCUACCCCUCCUCAGAGGAUGAGGACAAGCCCACCACUGACCCUGUCUUCCAAGUGGUUUACAAGAGUCAGGCCAAGGAAAGCCCAAAGGAAGAAUUCAGUGCUAAAGAGACCAGGGAAGCUUUUGGGAAAGCUCAAACUGAAAAAAAUGACUAUGACACCCAUAAAUACUUCCUGUCUCCAGCUGCUGCUCAUACACCCAAGAGUCAGAAAUGUGUGGCCUAUAAAUUCAGAUUGGUGGUAAAAGCUGAUGGGACCCAGGAGACCAACAAUAGCUGUAGAAAGGUGAAAAUCAUGCCCUGCUCCUUUCCAGUAUCCAAGGACUCUUCACCGAAAAGCCUUGACCCCAACCUCAGCCAUCAAAUGACUAAACGAAAGAGAAUGGUCCUUGUCAAAGAGAGGAAAGCAGCUCAGACCUUGAGUGCUAUUCUUCUAGCUUUCAUCAUCACAUGGACCCCUUAUAAUAUCAUGGUCCUGGUCUCUACCUUCUGUGACAAGUGUGUCCCAGUCACCCUGUGGCACUUGGGCUACUGGUUGUGCUAUGUCAACAGCACUGUCAACCCCAUCUGCUAUGCCCUCUGCAACAGAACCUUCAGGAAGACCUUUAAGAUGCUGCUUCUCUGCCGAUGGAAAAAGAAAAAAGUGGAAGAGAAGUUGUAUUGGCAAGGGAAUAGCAAGCUACCAUGAAACGUUAACUCCUCUCAAAAGAAUGACCACAGUCAAUUUCCUCUGAGGAUGAGUGAGCUGAUCCUGGCUUGUUUAUUUUUUCAAAAAGACACCUGUCAUUUCAUGUACCUGAUGACUUUUUUAAAGA
Loxodonta africana (African savanna elephant) is the source of this 1897-nucleotide messenger RNA. RefSeq names its product cholinergic receptor muscarinic 5 (gene CHRM5). Gene Ontology annotation, molecular function: G protein-coupled serotonin receptor activity; G protein-coupled acetylcholine receptor activity. The record is from RefSeq and is a predicted model, not a curated record. Gene Ontology annotation, cellular component: synapse; dendrite; plasma membrane. Bases 172 to 1770 code for a protein of 532 amino acids. The transcript has a single exon. NCBI's taxonomy places the organism in Eukaryota, Metazoa, Chordata, Mammalia, Proboscidea, Elephantidae. Gene Ontology annotation, biological process: G protein-coupled receptor signaling pathway, coupled to cyclic nucleotide second messenger; gastric acid secretion; chemical synaptic transmission.